UCACUGCACCAAUUUACCGACGCAUGCAAAAUCGAUUCGACUUCAGCCGUCACAAUGUCGUCAACGUUAACGCAGACGCAGAGAUAUGCCGCCGGAGCUUUAUUUGGGUUGGCCCUAAACCAGGCCCAGAUCCACCAAACCCUUCCCUUGGGUUCCUCCCACGAUGACCCCACCGAAGACCGUCUUAGUAGUGCAAGCAGCACCGAUUCCGUAUCUGAAGAUAAUCAGCUCUGGGUUAACGAGUCAUCGGGUCUGCUCCGCCCUAUUUUCAGGUUUCUAGAUAUUGACAGUUCAGCCUGGUCUGGCCUAGAGGAAACUGCUGGUUCUCAAAGUCAUCAUGUCGGAGCGUUCCUAAGAUUAUUGGCUGAAGAAAGUGACGAGGUUUCUUCAGAAGUGUCAGAUAAGGAACUUGCUUUGUCCAAUGCAGUGAAUGCCAUGGUGGCAAGCAUUGAAAUAACUCCCGAGGAUUAUGAGUGGAAAAAAGAGAACUCACGUGCAUAUGAACAUGAGUGGCAAGAAAAGUAUGCGACUAAUGAAUCGAAGUCUGAAAUGGAGAAGGAGAUGAAAAAAGAGCAGGAGCAGAAAGAUUGCAAAAUGGAACACCUUAAAAAUGAGCAAGAGAAAGAUUGCAAAACAGAGCACCUUAAAAAUGAGCAGGUGAAAGAUUGCAAAACCGAGCACCUUAUAAUUGAGCAGGAGAAAGAUUCUGAAACGGAGCACCCUAAAAACGAGCAGGAGAAAGAUUCUGAAACGGAGCACCUUAAAAACGAGCAGGAGAAAGAUUGCAAAAAGGAGCACCUUAAAAAUGAGCAGGAGAAAGAUUCGAAACCAGAGCACCUUAAAGAUGAGCGGGAGAAAGAUUCCAAAAAGGAUGACCUUAAAAAUGAGCAGGAGAAAGAUUGCAAAACAGAGCACCUUAAAAAUGAGCAGGAGAAGGAUUGCCAAACUGAACACCUUAAUGAGCAGGUGAAAGAUUGCAAAACCGAGCACCUUAAAAAUGAGCAGGAGAAAGAUUGCAAAACAGAGCAACUUAAAAAUGAGCAUGAGAAAGAUUGCAAAACAGAGCACCUUAAAAAUGAGCAGGAGAAAGAUUGUAAAACAGAGCACCUUAAAAACGAGCAGGAGAAAGGUUGCAAGUCGCCUGGCACCAAAGACGUGCCUAUAGCAUCCAACAGGGAAGUUGAAGGAAAAUCGAUUGAAGAGGUGAGGAUUGGAAGGAAAGUGACAGUCUUAUAUGAGCUUCUUUCAGCUUGUCUGGCAGACAUACCUGAAGAUAACAGUAAAUCUAAGCGACGAGGGAAAGGCUAUGAUGCUCGCCACCGUGCUGCUUUGCGGUUGCUGACAACAUGGUUUGACAUCAAAUGGAUCAAAAUGGAAGCUGUUGAGAUUAUUGUUGCUUGCUCUGCAAUGGCUGUAUUGAAACAAGAAGAGGCGAAAGAAGAGGAGCAAGCACCAAAAAGCUUAUGGAGCAAGUGGAAACGUGGAGGUAUCAUUGGAGCGGCUGCUUUAACUGGUGGAACAUUGAUGGCAAUUACUGGUGGUUUAGCUGCUCCAGCAAUUGCUGCAGGAUUUAGUGCUUUAGCGCCUACAUUGGGUACAAUUAUACCAGUGAUUGGAGCUGGUGGGUUUGCUGCUGUUGCAACCGCCGCGGGAAGUGUUGCUGGUUCUGUUGCAGUGGCUGCCUCAUUUGGAGCUGCUGGAGCUGGACUUAGCGGGACGAAAAUGGCUAGAAGAACAGGAGGCAUCGAGGAAUUUGAGUUUAAAGCCAUAGGGGAAAACCAUAACCAAGGCAGGUUGGCAGUUGAGAUAUUGGUCUCAGGAUUUGUCUUUGAGGAGGGAGAUUUUCUGAGGCCUUGGGAAGGGCAUAGCGAUAACAUGGAAAGGUAUGCGCUAAAAUGGGAAUCUAAGCAUCUGAUUGCCGUAAGCACCGCAAUUCAGGAUUGGCUUUCAUCAAGUCUUGCAAUGGAAUUGAUGAGACAAGGUGCGAUGAUGACUGUAUUAAGCUCCCUUUUAACAGCUUUAGCCUGGCCUGCAACUUUACUUGCCUUAACCAGUUUUAUUGACAGCAAAUGGACAAUUGCUGUGAACAGAUCUGACAAGGCUGGAAAGCUGCUUGCUGAAGUCUUUAUCAAGGGGUUGCAAGGCAACAGGCCUGUAACACUAGUAGGUUUCUCACUUGGAGCACGUGCGAUCUUCAAAUGUCUACAACAUCUGGCUGAAAAUGGAUAUGAUGGAAUUGUAGAAAGAGUUGUUCUACUUGGGGCACCUGUUGCUAUAAAUGGUGAAAAUUGGGGAGCUGUUAGGAAGGUAGUUUCUGGCAGAUUGAUAAAUGCUUACUCCACAAACGAUUGGAUGCUGGGAGUAGCCUUUCGUGCCAGUCUCCUUAGUCAAGGAUUAGCUGGGAUUCAAGCUGUGGAUGUUCCUGGAAUUGAGAAUGUUGAUGUUACAGAACUUAUAGAUGGCCACUCAUCCUACCUAUGGUCAACACAGGAGAUACUCGAUCGUCUUGAACUAGAAGCCUAUUUUCCUGUUUUCACCAUUAAUCGCACCAAGAAUUCCGCUUCUGCUUCUGCUUCUGCUUCUGCUUCACAAAACCAUGUUGGUUAAAAAUUUCCAAACGUACAGGAUCAAUCUUUCCUUUGUUUGUGUACAGCAAUCAUAAGUGAACGUUAUUAUAGAUCUCUUAAAUGUGAAAUAUAUACAUCGCUUCAUUCUUGUAUUGCAAAGAGAAUUUUAUAGAAAAAGAAAACAACU
Messenger RNA from Cynara cardunculus var. scolymus (artichoke), 2754 nucleotides. Its product is annotated as transmembrane and coiled-coil domain-containing protein 4-like. Lineage: Eukaryota; Viridiplantae; Streptophyta; Magnoliopsida; Asterales; Asteraceae. Bases 55 to 2607 code for a protein of 850 amino acids. The transcript is spliced from 15 exons. The record is from RefSeq and is a predicted model, not a curated record.